Molecule: messenger RNA, 6588 nt
Organism: Fundulus heteroclitus (mummichog)
Lineage: Eukaryota; Metazoa; Chordata; Actinopteri; Cyprinodontiformes; Fundulidae
Gene: alx4a
Product: ALX homeobox 4a
Exons: 4
Coding region: 607-1728 (373 amino acids)
Biological process (GO): regulation of transcription by RNA polymerase II
Molecular function (GO): RNA polymerase II transcription regulatory region sequence-specific DNA binding; DNA-binding transcription activator activity, RNA polymerase II-specific
Source: RefSeq, a predicted model, not a curated record
AGCUUUAUUCAGAAGCCACAGACGGCCGAAUAUGGAUAAUUUGCCUUUGAUGAACCAUUGCGAAUGAAGCGUAAAAUUGCGCUCUCUCUUUCUCUCUCCGCCCCGGUCCUGUCCGUCACCCGUCGCUUUUUAUUCAUCCCCAAAUUACAUUAAUGUCAUGAGUUGAGCCCCACGCCCCUGUUUUGCUAUUUCCCCCCUUACUUUUUUAGCAAAUAAACGACCUAACUCGUUCAUGUCAUCGGCAUAAUCACUUGGGAGACGUCCUGAGGCCGGGGGAUCUGGGUCCAAUCCUCUGAGGGGAGACGGGGGUUUGUGUAACUCUACUCAAACCUGAGGGGGAGUUCGGAGUGUUUGGUCAACGGCAGUGGUUCCUGGAAAAGAUCUGAAUCGCUCCAUAACCAAACCCAGCUGCGGUUCUGCUGCGGGCUGCAGUCGUUGCGUGCGUGCGUGCGUGCGUUCUUGCGUGCGUGUGCGUUUUCAUCUGAAUGAGGUAGACGGAGAGGAAGGGGUUUCUGGAGAAGAGAUAGAGAGGGAGGGGAAAGGGGAAAAAAGGAAGAAAAAAAAUAGGUUUGGUCUUCUUUUCCGCUUGACUCUUUUUUUUUAAGCAUGAACGCCGAGACCUGUGUCCCAUACAGCGACAUGACGUCCAUGGAUUCAUAUUAUAGCCCCUCUGCUGCUCAAGGUAGGGAUCACCAGACGGACCACUUUAGGACAUUUCCAGCUAGUGACACCAAAUACAGCCCCAUCGCCUUCCUGUCCAGCAAAGGUCAGGCUUACGGAGAGAAGUCCCGGAGCCCCUUCCAGCAGGAGUGCCAAUCAUUGGAUGCCGCCGCAGCUGGGCAAGGCUCUUUCAGCAAAUACCACCUCUUCAUGCAGAGGUCCCCCUGCAAAACACCGCCCGGGGAGGACAAACUGCACCAGGAGAGAGGACACAACGGAGCGCUCGUCCCGUGCUAUGGUAAGGACAGUUCAGGCCUGACAGACUCUGAUUUGGCCCCGGACCCAGAUCCACCAGGAAUGGACUCCAGAUACCUGGCUGUGAAGGAUCAAGGUGUCAAGGCGACCUCGGAAAGGUCGCCGAGCAACGACUUGGCGAGUCCGCUGGAAAAAGCUGACGGCGGCGAAAGCAACAAGGGCAAGAAGAGACGCAACCGCACCACCUUCACCAGCUACCAGCUCGAGGAGCUGGAGAAGGUUUUUCAAAAGACGCACUACCCGGACGUUUACGCCAGGGAGCAGCUGGCUUUGAGGACUGACCUGACGGAAGCUCGAGUGCAGGUGUGGUUCCAGAACCGGAGAGCAAAGUGGAGAAAGAGGGAGCGAUUUGGUCAGAUGCAGCAGGUCCGAACGCAUUUCUCAACUGCUUACGAGCUGCCUCUUCUAACGCGUCCUGAGAAUUACGCACAGAUCCAGAACCCCUCCUGGAUCGGCAGCAGCAGCGCAGCGUCUCCUGUCCCCGGCUGCGUCGUGCCCUGCGACACCGUGGCCACCUGCAUGACCCCCCACCCUCACUCUGCCAGCGGGGUCUCCGAUUUCCUGGGUGUCCCCAGCCCUGGGGGACACGUUGGACAGCCUCACAUGGGCAGCCUGUUCGGAGGAUCUCCUGGCAUGGCUGCCGGCAUCAACACCUACGAUCUCAACUUAGACCCCGACCGCAAAUCGUCCAGUAUCGCCGCUUUGCGUAUGAAAGCCAAAGAGCACAGCGCUGCCAUUUCUUGGGCAACAUGAUGCGUCGACGCACACAGGAUGGUGGAUCUUACGCAAACACCAGCAAGGAGUGAGGGGCACCUAAUUCAAAACUCCGCAGGAAAAAGUGACUACCUUAAUAAAUGCUGCACCAAAAUGAUUGUGCGUAUAGGAGAUGACUGACGACGAUUUGCCACGUUUCAGUGCCUCUGCUGGAGGAGACCACUGUGCCUGUUCAAAAAAAAAAAAAAUAAUUAAAAAUGAAGAUGCUGUGUGGUCCUAAUAAAAAGACAGAAGAGGGGGAAUUCAAACAAUCCCAUGCACUUAAUCGCCCAAGUUCAUUGACUCUUACUUGUACGUCGCUUUCAGUGGAUGUGGUUUGUAGUUUGGUGCUGUUUUAUUUUGUGGUUUUCUUAUUUUUUGUGGGUUUUAUUUCUUCCAAAUUCUUUUUUUGUUUUGUUUUUACUUUUACAGAUAGUAAAAAAAACACAAACCAAACAGAAAUUCAGUAUUAACGCUUAUCUACAUGUUUUUUUUACCCCCUUUAGCAGUAUUUUUUAGCAUCAGCACACAUUUCACAUAUUUAUUAUCCGAAUUACUGGGGGUGCAAAUAAGAAAAGAGUUUCAGAAAACCAUCCGGCACGUUGAGACGUCCCUCCCUUUUCGGCACAACCGAUAAAAUAAGCAACUAUGAGCGACUAUUUAGGCAAAUCUCAACUCCGACGCCAUUCUGCUGCUCCCUAAACAUUUAAAAGCCCUGGCUUUUAAAUGUUUAAAAGCCAGGAGAAGUUCGAUCGGAGACGGGAGAUCCACCUGCUGCAGUGACUCGGCCUGCCGAUGCCCACAGAGAAGAGGCGGUAGAGGAGGAAGCGUGAGAGGAGGCGCACAGCGGGCCUGCUGCUCUCUGGACCGGAGAGCCUCGGAGAGCCGGCCUCCGAAACAGACUCACCUCUGUCUCUAGAAAGGACAGUCUCUCCAACGAGGGGACUUAACUAUUACCGCUUGCUUUGCUAGUCUCACAAGCUUCAGUAGAAGGAAAUGCCCACUACUCAGACUGCCAGGCAUAACCCAGAAACAAGCAGCCGUCUCGUAAAAGAGGGAAGACUGAAGCAGAUUACAAAGCGGGUGUUGAACCAUUGAAGCCUUGAAAGGCUGUCGUCGCUUAUUUGAAUUUUAACAUCUUUGUGUUUGGUUGUCGAAAGCAGUUCAGUCAUUCAGAAGAAGCAGCAGCAGCAGCACACAUGGUGUACAUUGUUUCUUGUUUGUCUAGUUUCUCCCUUCAAAGCCUUUAAAGCAUCAAUGUUCUUGCUUCAAGCUUGUUGAUUGAAAAACAUCUUUACAGACAGGUGGCCACGCAAUUAACCGUCUAAUGAAGGAAGCCUGGGGUUAAAAUGAUCUAAGUUUACAAGAUAAACCGGGGAUCUGGUAGAGUUUUAGAACAGGUGUACUAGUUACGUGUUUAAAAAACAAAGGAGGGUAAAACAGCUCACCUAAGUCCAUAAAAAGUUUGCCCAGCAGUCCUGUUUCUGAAUGUUGCCACUGAAAAGAAGCACAGAACCUAAAAUAUCUUCAAAUAAAAUGGCCUCAUUGGAAAACUGUGUAAAGGUAAUGAACAUGCAACAGUUGCUUAAAUAACUUUCAGUCAUUCUUGAUGUUAUGUGUUUGUCAGAUGUAUGUUUCUGAUAAUGGGUUACCUGUUUCACACAACAGGCCCACCGCAAGAGCCAACCAGGGGUUAGGAAAAUCUCGGCUGAUUGCCUGUGAUUGACUUAAGGCCUGACGUCUCCAUUUAUACCUAAUUUGGAAAUUGUAAAAAAAAAACAACAAAAAGAAGCUCAUUUCAUUUUUAUGUGAAAAAUUAUUUUUCAACAAUCUAAAGGACGGUAAAGCAUCCGUAAUCGAGCCAAAGCUAAGUAUGUGUUUUUUAUUUCUUUUUCUUGCCAUUGUUGAAAAGAAUUUGAAUGAAAUUCAUAAUUUACCAUAAUUAUUUGAAAAACUCAAACAAAAAUAGGGUUUUUCCAUCUUCUCAAUCAUUUGAGACAUUUUUGUCUGUUACUUUGAGGCACUAAAUGUCAGCUGGAUCUAACCAAGUGUUUCAUUUCACACAGCAUAUCGUUCAUAUAGUUUAACAGUCAGGACAUACAUAUAUAUGUACAUAUUUCCUGCAACUGAAAGCUUGAUCUAGGCUUAAAGCAAAACAAAGCUCAUCAGAGACUCAAAAAGUGAAUUUGAAACAUUGCAGCAGGAUUUUCCCACAUUGAAUCCUAUUCGCUUCCUCUUAUGGUUGGUCAGAGCAGCGACCUGCAGGCCACAACCAUUCAGCAGAGAUCCCCCUCCCUAAAAUCAUCAACGUUAUCUAAAACUCAAAUACAAGUUGUGUGUGUGUGUGUGUGUGUAUUCCUCUUGAGAUUUGGGCCCCCUGUGGUGUGGCCGCGGGGUUGGACGGAGGGCGAGUUUGCGAGGGCGUCUGUGUGUUCCGGUGUUCUGGGAAAAGGACAGUGCACACAGCUGCGCUCGAGGGGGCAAAUGCAAAACAAACAUGCCUCACACAUGCUUUCACUCUCAGCUGCCACGGAUCUGCUUUCAAAAGAUUCACCCCAUAUCACACGACGCACCGCGCCUCUUCCCGGGGGGUCAAUUCCACCACGUCCAGCGGUCCCCCGAGCCGGAGCCCCUCAUCAGCUCCAGGGUCCGAAGGCCCGGCCGGAUCAGGAAGGCUCUUUAAUUAACGCAGAGCCGUGUGGAGGCUGCAGGCCAGCGGAUUGUGUGUCGGGAUGGACAGGACCGUCUGUCUCUGGUUUAAUGAACACCGCCCAUCUGCACGGAGCACGCCAGCACGGAGAUGCUCAGGUUUACAGAACAGAUACUCCGCGUUUUAGCUUUUUGUAAGACUUUAUUAAUAUUUUUUAUUAAACCUUGUCCCUGUGCGCUGCAUUUAAGUCUGCCAUGAAUGACACCAUUUUCCCCUGAUACUCUCCGUUUCUGAUACUACUGAAGUCAAGCGAUCAGUAUAGGAGUGACCGUGUGAUGAAUACAUGUUGCUGGUGCAUUGUUGUACAUUUGUCCUAACGCUUGGAAAUGUUUUUUAAAUUUUAUGACGUUUGGUUGAUGUUUUGAGUCCGUUUAUCAAGUAUUUGAAUGUACUUUCAAAUACACUUUGAACAUAUACUUUGUUUUUUUUUUAAACUUGGAGGUGUAUAAUUGUGUUUUAAAGAAUUUCUUGGCUUAUGUUCUCUAAAAUGUUUUUUUUUUUUUUUUCAUGUUUGUAGCUUUAAGCUGCCUUUUGAGUUAAGAAAUCUGCCCUCGCUUGUGUUGUUUGACGGAUUAAAGUUCUAUAAGUUAUUGCACCUUGGUGAGAGUUCAUUAUGGGCAUUCAAGGUGAUGGCAUACUCGCGUAGGGUUGAUAAAUAUAUGGUGAUAUAUACCCAGAUUUUUUUUUUCAUGAGAAUUAUGGGGAUUAAGAACAGUGAACUGGAAAUUGUAGGUCAUUUAAACAAGUGGAUUCAUAUCCAGACAUACGUACGGCUCUAUGUGUAUGCGACUGAGAAAUAGCAUGGAUAAACUUGCAUAAAGUCAAAUUGUUUUAGUAAAGAUCAUCCUAAAAUAUAUGUCCCAAUUACAGUCAUGGAAGAAAUGUAUUAGACCACCCUUGUCUACUUAAGGUUUGUGUUGAUCUUAAUGUCUGGUACGACCAAAGGUACAAAUACAACAAACAAAUAUCAAAUUAGUUUCAUUUAGAAGCUCAUUUCUAGCCAUUUUCUAUGGUUUUGAUAAUCAAACUCACUUCUUACAUAGUUAUUGCAUUGCACUGCCAAAAAACAGCUUUUUGGCAUUCCAGGUUUUCUUGUCUGUUUUAGUCACGCAAUGCACAGGAGUUAGUACUCGAUUGCGUAACCAUUGUUUUUGAUGACUGUUGCCAAGAAAUUGAAGAAAAUAAUGUUUUUCCCCUUGACUGCAUAGUUUAAAUUCCAUUUCAAGGCCAGCUUUCAGAAUUUUUAUUUUCAGGUUUAAGUUUGUUUAAUCCCAUCUUCUGUCCAUUAAAGGGGGCAUUACGUUUUACUGGUUAAUGAAAAGCCCUGGCUAUAUUAGAGAGUGUGUUCUUAAAAAUAAUUCAAGAGCAUUAACCAUUUCAGCAGUAAAAAAAAAAAAAGUUUAGACUGUAGUCUUUUUUUGUAAGCAAAACACAAUUAGCUUUUUUUUACUUUUGAGUUGACUAUUUCACAGGGCCGAAGUACAGAGCAUGACAGAAAUACCUGCAGGUAGACCAGUGUUCAUGUGCUGUAAAUAAUAGUUACGUUUAACUUUCAUUGUUAAAAUAUACAGUUUAACAGAGGAAGUAGAAGGUUCUUAAGAGUGAAGACAAAGAGCAGAAGGAGAAAGAGAUAAUCCAUGAGCAUUUACAGAAAGGAGGCUAAGUUCAGAAGUGGGAAUUCAUUCUUUUCAUUGCAGAACAUUAAGAAAUGGUCAAAUAUGUGGCCACUUUUUAUCAGUUUAGCAUUCCCGUGAUUUAUAUGUGGUAAUUUAUCACAUUUUUAACUCCUGAAAGGACAGCAUGCAUUUGAGUUUGUAUAAAACUUUCUAAAAAGAAAGUUUAGUAUAUUUCAAUUGCUUUCAUGAACGAAUAUCAAGCUAUGGGCAAUUUUCUUAUAAAAAAAACAACAAAAAAAACAAUUCCUAACAGAGGUUUUGUUGCCAGAAUUUAAAUAAAUAAAUAGUUGCAGCACCUGGUCUGUAACUGGUGGUUGUUCCAUUAAGUUGCUCAAUGAACCAAAUACUUGGAUGAGGUCAUACAAGGCCUAACACCACUUGUCACUUUCAGUUCUUAGAAAAAGCCUUUUGACAGUAAUAAUAGAGGUUGGGUGCCAUUUGCAAAUAACUUGUUUAAAUAUGUAAAAAAAAAAA